Scomber japonicus (chub mackerel) is the source of this 2949-nucleotide messenger RNA. RefSeq names its product integrin alpha FG-GAP repeat containing 1 (gene itfg1). Gene Ontology annotation, cellular component: plasma membrane. The transcript is spliced from 18 exons. Lineage: Eukaryota; Metazoa; Chordata; Actinopteri; Scombriformes; Scombridae. The record is from RefSeq and is a predicted model, not a curated record. Bases 20 to 1786 code for a protein of 588 amino acids.
AAGCUGCACUAGCAGAAAGAUGGGGAGGUUUAAGUUGAAUGUUUUGGCGUUUGUAUUACUUUUUGUGGGGAAGUUUAACACACUAGCCCUUCAGGAUGUAACGGUCGACCUUUUCGGUGCUGAAAACCACGGGACUGUGGCGGCGUUUGGAGACUUGAACUCGGAUAAACAGACAGACAUCUUCAUCAUCAGAGAGCCGUCUGAACUGGUGAUAUUCCUGGCUGACCCGAAAGCACCUUAUUUCAAGCCCAAAGUUCACAUCACUAACGACAUUUUACCCGGCCCCAUCACCAGUGUGGUUCCUGGUGACUAUGAUGGAGACUCGCAGAUGGAUGUACUUCUCACAACUCAGACCGUCGCCAAGAUGGUGUCUGUUUAUAUUUUCUGGGGGAACAACCAGACAUUAGAUGUGGGCGGAUGGCUGAAGCUGAACAAGACCUUUAAAGAUCAGCCUCUCGUUAUGGAUUUCAAUGGGGACUUGAUCCCGGAUAUUUUUGGAGAAACCACCCAGUCAUCCAUUGAAGUCUGCUAUCUCUCCAACAGAAAUCCAGUGUGGCAGAAUGCAUUGACUUCAUCUGUCAGCAUGCGCAUCCCUCACUCUAACGCUUUCAUUGACCUCAACAUGGACUUCACUGCCGAUUUAUUCCUGACAACCGAAGGGUCCAAGUUUGAGACGUGGAUCAGCAAGGAUGGGAACUUCACCAAAUCGGACAUCUUUAAUGCAGAGCCGCCAGUCAAGAACAUCGGACAGUCCUCCUUUGUAGAUUUUGAUGGCGAUGGCAAGCAGGACCACCUCCUCCCCGUGUGUUUGGACGACGCCUGUCAGCGCAGUGCCAUCUACCUGGCCAAGUCGGGCUUGAAAGAGUGGGUACCUGUGCUGUCAGAGUUCCAGCAGAGGGAUACAGUAUGGAGCUUUGUGCCAGGGAAACCCAACCAGCCCUUGGCCCUGCACCUCGGGGACUACAACCUGGAUGGCUUCCCUGAUGCCCUGGUGGUCCUCCGCAACACUAGUGGCAGCGGUCAGCAGGCCUUCCUGUUGGAGAACGUACCCUGCAACGACCCCAAAUGUCAGAGCAUAGGGAGAAUGUUCCACAUCCACUGGGACCAGUCAGAUUUGGGCGCCAUCCCAAAUGCCGUCAUGGCAACGUUCUUUGACAUCUAUGAGGAUGGUAUAUUAGACAUGCUGGUUCUAAGCCAGGCAGAGGACAAAAAAGACUUGAUCAUCCAUGCUUUGAAGAACAAUUUUGAAGCUGAUGCCUACUUCGUUAAAGUGAUGGUGCUCAGCGGCCUCUGCUCCAACGACUGUCCGGACGACGUCAAGCCUUUUGGUGUUAAUCAGCCAGGUCCUUAUGUCAUGUACACCACAGUGGACUCCAACGGCUACCUGAAAAACGCCUCAGCCGGUCAGUUGAGCCAGUCUGCUCACUUUUCACUCCAGCUUCCGUACACCGUGCUGGGCCUCGGACGCAGCGCCAACUUCCUGGAUCACCUUUUCGUUGGCAUCCCACGGCAACCAGGAGAGACGGACAUUAGGAAGCAGGAGUGGACGGCCAUCAUCCCCAACUCUCAGCUCAUCGUCAUCCCCUACCCGCACAAUAGACCCCGCAGCUGGAGCGCUAAGUUAUACCUGACUCCUAGCAGCAGCGUGUUGCUGACGGCCAUCGCUCUGAUCGGAGUGUGCGUCUUCAUCCUCGUCAUCAUCGGUAUCCUCCACUGGCAAGAGAAGAAAGCAGAUGACCGAGAGAAGAGGCAGGAAGCCCACCGUUUCCAUUUCGAUGCCAUGUGAAGGAAGACAACCGCAUCAUGGGAGAAUGUCCUCUCCUGCCAGCCACCUAACACCCUUCACAUCUAUACACACACACACACACACACACAUACACACACAUACACACACAGAUUUACACUCAGUCUCAUUUCAAGGGCCAAUAAAUGGAUCCUCAUUUGCCCCAAAAUGGUUCUUUUUGAUAUUUUUCAGUCCUCGAGUCAGAUGUGAAAUAUUCAUGUCCCAUUUCAUUUAUUCAUUCCAGUGUUAGAAGUACAGGAGCUGCAACAAGGCCAUGGAGACACGGAGGGAAAAUCUAAUGUAGAUCACUGACGAGUUUUAAAGCUGAGAUUUCUCAGGACUGACUAUAGUCAGCAUCGUGAUCCUCACUGGUUGUAUUAAACUAUUUCUAACAAAAUGACACAGAUUCCUGUUAAUACGCCCAAUAAGCCACUCCAAUAUUCUAAGCUCUUUGUUUAUAUCUGCUCACUGGAAGAGAAGCACAUGUGUGGAAAUGUGCUACUUGUGUUACUUGAAAUGAAUGUGCGUGUUACUGUUCAUUGUCUUUGUGUAGUCGAUCCACCUCUGUCUGAGCAAGUGUAAUGAAAAACCUUCAGACUGUAUUACCUGUAAAAUGAAAGAAAUUUGAAUCUCUCUGAUAUCGAUCUCUGCAAGAAAAUGGACACAUGCGACAAUAAUUCAGCGGAACGUUUUUCUGCUACCAAUCUCAUCAAAAAUGAUUAAUGGUCUUCAGGUCGGCUGAAAUUCAUCUUUUCUCUCAGUUGAUCACAGUAUCACAGUGUGUCACGGAGAGUGCCAAAAAAAGAGGAAUUUCUAUGUUGCAUCUUGUAAGUUUCUGUGUUGGCUGCAUCAAAGCUCAGCAAACAUGCUCGUCCUGCUGAAUAAUGUGAAUAAUGCGCAAUUCACCCCAGCUUGUUUAGAGAUGUUCUUUGUUUUCAUUGACUUUUUUAAAAUCUAAUUGGGCCGAACGCUCUGUCUGGUUUGUUCCGAUGUUUAUUUUACAUGAAUGAGCUCACACCUUUCCAAGCGGUUUGCACUUUUUUUAAAACUAAUGAUUAACUGUGGGUGUAUGUAAUUUAUUUUAUUCUGUGAAUUUGAUUUGCAAAUGAAUGUUCGAGCAACUAAAUGUGUUUACUUACUGAAGUUGAGAAUAAAGGUUCUUCCUG